AUGGCACCGCUUGGCGACAACGGUGAAAUUGCUGAGGGAUCUAGUGAUACAUCUGGUAACGAAAAAUCGGUGUCAAAAAACAUUGCUCCCAGCAAAGGUGGAAUUUUGCCGGUCAACUCAUCAAAAAAGCAUGCGGCGACCGAAUUGUACGUAGACAACGAAGUUGAAACAGGAAAGGAAACUAGCAUACCCUGGAAACUUACCAAGAUGGUUACAAAUAAUAUGCAGGUGGAAUCGAUUCCAAGGCACGAGAAGGAUUCAAAUAAAACUUCCAACUUAGGAGUUGGUGCCGAAAUAGCGAACAAGAAAAAUCUUAGUGACAAUCUAACUUCGACUAGUCAGAACACUAGAACAUUUGGUAGUGGUUACAUAUCGGCAACCACCAAAAUAUCUGGUAGUUUGAUUUCAAGCAUGUCUCAAUUACAGAACAAAAUUUCAAAUUACAUGUCUUCGCUAAAUAAAACGGAAAUUUGGCUCUCUGCAACUUCAAUUUUCGAUGAUACUUUAUAUAAUAAAGAUAAAAAUGAUAGAGAAAGUGACACUGAAGAUGGAAUGUCUUUUGAAAUGGGAGCGAAAUCCUUGCUACAAGAGAAAGAAGUAUUUAAUGGAGAAGAAAAUGAAAUUACUCGAUACUCGGUUAGAGCAAAGAAUAGAUCGGAAGCAACAAUGGAAAGAAUGAGGA
Messenger RNA from Acaulospora morrowiae, 682 nucleotides. The record is from the annotation of a GenBank genome assembly. Lineage: Eukaryota; Fungi; Glomeromycota; Glomeromycetes; Diversisporales; Acaulosporaceae.